Molecule: messenger RNA, 986 nt
Organism: Heteronotia binoei (common prickly gecko)
Lineage: Eukaryota; Metazoa; Chordata; Lepidosauria; Squamata; Gekkonidae
Product: lipoma-preferred partner homolog
Exons: 6
Coding region: 1-897 (298 amino acids)
Biological process (GO): cell-cell adhesion
Cellular component (GO): stress fiber; focal adhesion
Source: RefSeq, a predicted model, not a curated record
AUGGCUCAGCAAAAGCAGGCAUCAAUCAGCAUCCUGAAGGCAUCAUCAGAAGAUGGCUCAGCAACAGCGGGCAUCGAUCAGCAUUCUGGACCAGAGACGAAAGGAGCACUUUCCUGCAGCCCACCUGUGGAAAAUCACAGGACCUCUCAUCCCAAAAGGAAAACUCGGAUGCCAAGUGGACAACCGAGCCCCAACCCUCCCCCCUGCGCUCCUUUAUUCAGACCAGAGGAUGAACUGGAGCACCUGACAAAGAAGAUGCUGUACGAUAUGGAGAACCCCCCUUCGGAUGAAUACUUUGGCCGUUGUGCACGUUGCGGAGAGAAUGUCGUGGGGGAAGGAACCGGCUGCACGGCGAUGGACCAGGUCUUCCACGUCGAGUGCUUCACCUGCAUGACCUGUGGCAACAAGCUCCGGGGCCAGCCGUUCUACGCCGUGGAGAAGAAGGCCUACUGCGAGCCCUGCUACAUCAAUACCCUGGAGCAGUGCAGUGUCUGCGCCAAGCCCAUCAUGGAACGGAUCCUGCGGGCCACCGGGAAAGCCUACCACCCCCACUGCUUCACCUGCGUGAUGUGCCACCGCAGCUUGGACGGCAUCCCUUUCACCAUGGACGCCGGAGGCAACAUCCACUGCAUCGAGGACUUCCACAGGAAAUUUGCCCCUCGGUGUUCUGUCUGUAAGGAGCCCAUCAUGCCUGCCCAGGGCCAGGAGGAGACAGUCCGCAUCGUGGCCUUAGACCGGGACUUCCAUGUGCAGUGCUACCGCUGUGAGGACUGCGGUGGGCUCUUGUCCGAAGGAGACAAUCAAGGCUGCUAUCCUCUGGACGGCCACAUCCUCUGCAAAACCUGCAACUCGGCCCGGAUCCAAGCCCUCACGGCGAAGGCGAGCACCGACCUCUGAGCACACUCAUCCCCCUAGGGAGAGUGGCACGGCCUUCUCCUCUUGGGCUGCUGGAAGGGCUUUUUCUUGAGAAUUUAAUCCUGAGCAGU